Lacerta agilis (Sand lizard) is the source of this 4799-nucleotide messenger RNA. It is a transcript of the gene STIM1, whose product is annotated as stromal interaction molecule 1. Gene Ontology annotation, cellular component: plasma membrane; endoplasmic reticulum. Lineage: Eukaryota; Metazoa; Chordata; Lepidosauria; Squamata; Lacertidae. Gene Ontology annotation, molecular function: protein binding; calcium ion binding; calcium channel regulator activity. The record is from RefSeq and is a predicted model, not a curated record. The coding region runs from base 737 to 2905 and encodes 722 amino acids. The transcript is spliced from 13 exons. Gene Ontology annotation, biological process: intracellular calcium ion homeostasis; activation of store-operated calcium channel activity; store-operated calcium entry.
CCUCUUUGCAGAGAGAUUCCUGGGUUCCCUUAAAAGUAAACGCUUGUUAGGCUUUUAGCAAUCAGAUUGAGACUCCUGCGGUGUGAAGACUGAAAAUCUAGUUUGGCAAAAAAAAAGUGUGUGUGUGUUUAGAAUCUGUUACGGUUCUAUUAUACCAGGCAUAAUCUGGUCUCCUCUAGUUCUGAAUCCACUAAACUGUUCUAAACUUGCUGGCAGUUUUGGGGAUGUGCUCAGAUUACUACUUCAUUGGUUGGGUUUCUUCAGCAGCCUAGUACAUAAUUUGCGAAAGAAAGCAGCCAAGCCCAGAGAAUAUUUUUACUAAUUCCCCAGUUAUGUUGCAUGUUGAAAACGGGUGCUUUUAAGCGUUUAGGAUUUGUAGGACACCCCCCACUUUAGAGGUAAGGCGAGCCUUUCAGCGCCUGUUCUGCGGAUAUAGAAAAGGUUCUGGGAGGCUGUUGGAUCUGGGGCAGAAUUUCGAGCUGUGUUCAGCGGCUAGGGGGAAAACUCCUUAAAGCCUUUCCAACCUUUACUUCUGCAGCUUUUGGAAACAACCUGGCUCUACUUCUGGGCUAGUGGACACUUCCUGUACUCUUUUGGAAUAUAAGAAUCCAAGGACAGAAAGAAACAGGACUCAGAGUAUCCCUGGGAAUCUGGUCUUCUUUUUCUGUUGGGAACCGAUGCCGAAGAACUCCUGACACACGACAGACGCUGAAGGGUCCCCUUUGCCGGACACAACAUGGAUGUAUGGUCCAGAGUAGCCAUAUGGAUCCUUUGCGGCUUCCUUCUGCACCAAGGACAGGGGGAGAGGCCCCCAGGCACCUACCUGGACGAUGCCACAAUAGCAGAAUUCUGCCGCAUCGACCAGCCCUUGUGCCACAACGAAGAUGAGCAGCUCAGCUUCGAGGCCGUCCUCAACAUCCACAAGCAGAUGGACGACGAUGCCAACGGCGAUGUCGACGUGGAGGAGAGCGACGAGUUCCUGAGGGAAGACUUGAAUUACCACGACCCAACGGUCAAACACAGCACCUUCCAUGGGGAGGAUAAGCACAUCAGCGUGGAAGAUCUUUGGAAGGCCUGGAAGUCGUCCGAAGUGUACAACUGGACUGUCGAUGAGGUGGUGCAGUGGCUCAUCACCUACGUGGAGCUGCCACAGUACGAAGAGACCUUCAGGAAGCUGCAGCUCUCUGGGCAUGCCAUGCCAAGGUUGGCAAUCACCAACGCCACCAUGACAGGAACUGUCCUGAAGAUGACCGACAGGAGCCACAGGCAGAAGCUGCAGCUCAAGGCCCUGGACACGGUGCUCUUUGGGCCGCCUCUCUUGACCCGCCAUAACCACUUGAAGGACUUCAUGCUUGUGGUGUCCAUUGUGAUCGGGGUGGGCGGCUGCUGGUUUGCUUACAUCCAGAACCGCUACUCGAAAGAGCACAUGAAGAAGAUGAUGAAGGACCUCGAAGGUCUCCACAGAGCUGAGCAGAGUCUGCACGAUCUCCAGGAAAGGCUCCAGAAGGCCCAGGAAGAGCACCGCACAGUGGAGGUGGAGAAGGUCUCUUUGGAGAAGCGGCUGCAGGACGAGAUCAGCAUCGCCAAGCAGGAGGCCCACCGGCUCCGAGAGCUGCGGGAAGGGACGGAGAAUGAGCUCAGCCGGCAGAAGUAUGCAGAGCAGGAGCUGGAGCAGGUACGCCCUGGCCGGGAGCAGCCCCCAUGCCGGGUGCGCAUGGCGCUCAAGAACGCGGAGAAGGAGCUGGAGUCGCACAGCAGCUGGGCCGUCCCGGAGUCCCUGCAGAAGUGGCUGCAGCUGACCCACGAGGUGGAGGUGCAGUACUACAACAUCAAGAAGCAGAACGCCGAGAAGCAGCUGCUCCUGGCCAAGGAAGGGGCCGAAAAGAUAAAGAAGAAGCGCAACACUCUGUUUGGGACAUUCCACGUUGCCCACAGCUCGUCCCUGGACGACGUGGAUCAUAAAAUCCUGACUGCCAAGCAAGCCCUGAGCGAGGUGACGGCGGCCCUGCGGGAGCGGCUCCACCGCUGGCAGCAGAUAGAGAUACUCUGCGGCUUCCAGAUUGUGGUCAACCCGGGCAUCCACACCCUGGUGUCCGUCCUCAACAUCGACCCCUCGUGGAUAGGAAGCUGCACGCGGCCAAACACCUCGCACUUCAUCAUGACCGACGACGUGGACGACCUGGAUGAGGAAAUCGUAUCCCCUAUGUCCAUGCAGUACGCAGCCUUGCUCUUGGGGCACAGGUUCAGCGACCGCUCAUCCCUCUCCUCGGAGGACCAAUCCUGGAAAUACCCCGCGCCCUCCAUGUCCAGCGGCGUCCGCCAGCGCCUCGUCGACCCGCAGCACUCCUUGGGAUCACAGAGAGAUUUAUCGCACUCAGACUCGGAUCCCUCCAUCCCUCACCUGAGCAACAGCCAGCGCACGUCCAGCUCAGCGCCCAGGCUGUCUGCCCGGCCAGCGCUGCUCAACAAGUCGGAGGAAGCGGCAGUGGCGGCCGCCUGCAGCUACAGCAACCGGCAGGCGGAGGCUUCCUCUCUGCCGGAGCCGUUCCCCGAGAGCCCCAUCCUCAUGAAGAAGGCCCUGAUGCUGAACCACGGCCUGGAGAAGUCGUCCAGCCUGGGGGAGAUCAGCCACACGGCCGGGGCAGGGCCCCCCCGCCACGCCCACUCCGACUCGUCCCGCUCCCACAGCCCCAGCUCCACCGAGCCCGACACGCCCUCGCCCACCUCCGACCCCCGGCUCAACAGCCAGGGCAAAGUGGGGAACAGCCGCAUCCCCCACCUGGCGUCCAAGAAGAACGCGGCCGGCGGGGAGGAAGACAGCGGCUCCACGGGGGAAGAGACCGACUCCUCGGGCCAGGGCAAGAAGAAAUUCCCCCUGAAGAUCUUCAAGAAGCCCAAGAAAUAAGUCCGGGCCGGGGGGGGGUUAGCAAGGAGGGAACCCCCCCACCCAAACACCCACACUGGGACAGAGCAGGAGGCAAGGGGAGGGGGAGCACCUUGAGGAGGGGGGGCAAGAGCACCCACCCACCCACCUCUCCUCCUCCUCCUCCUCCUCCCCCAGGAUCCCUCUGCUCUCCGGGUGGAGGAGCUGCUGGUGGAACGACCCUAUUUAUUUUGUGACGUCGGCCUGGCCGCCUCCCUCGCGCCGGAGGUGGGGGGGGUCCCUUGCUUUUGGCUGCGCAUGGCUUCAGACGAGCUCUCCCUCCUGGCCCUCUCGCCGCCGCCACACCGUGCGACACUGGAUCCGUUCACCCCGCCUGCCCCCCCCCUUUGUGCACUGCUUCCCCUGCGCACUGCAGCAGCCCCAAGCAGUGGCCCACCCCGCAGGGAGGGAUAGGAUUUUGCCAAGGGAUUGUUGCUGGGGAGGGCGGGGUGGUGCUCGCCUUGCUUGUCCCACCCCCCACCCCCCAUGUGGGUUUACUUUAGGGACUAGCCCCUUUGCCUCAAGCGAAGCAAAGAAGGGGCAGGAAGAGGGCUGGCCGGGGCUGCCGGGAGGAGUGGGGUGAGAGAGGGAGAUGAGCUCCAUCGGCCUGCAAAAGCCCACUGGGGCGGAAGCCUGUUUUUUAGAUCCCUUUGUGAACAGCUGUUCGUUACAGACAAAAGGGGGCAAGUUCAGCCCCCAGUUCUGUGGGCAGGAGACCACUUGGCCCCAGAGCAGCAGCAGGGGCUUUCCUCCUCCCCACACCUCCCCUCGAGGUGAAAAGAGGCCUUGUCUUUUGUGCAAGUGGUGCUUGGCUUUGUUGGGGGUUCCCUGCAGGAGCUGGGGGGCUUUCUUGUGUCUGCUUUUGUGGCUCACGAAUGAUCAGGAGGCUUUGCUGAGCCUAGAAGCCUUCUGCAGGAGCUUCCCCACACUCUAGAGUUUCUCUCUGCCCCGGGACGUCCCUGCUACAGCCAGGUCUUGCCCUAUGCAUGAGACAGACCGGAGCUGGCCUGCCUUCGGCUAGCUCAAGCUUCUUGGCCACGCCAGGCGCCCAGCUGCAUGUCGCCAAGCGGAGGAGACCCCCUUGCCCUCCUGGUUGCAGUUUGGGAGCUGGGCGGCUCGUGUGGGGAUGUGCGUGCAAGAGAGCUGCCCCCCCCAUUCCCUCUCGCAGGCCCUGAAAGGCUUCUGGGUUUUGUUUUUUGUUUUGUUUUUGCACUUUGGAGCAAAGGUGGGCAGGUUUGGGCCGCUGGUGGCCUCCUCCCCUGGCAGACACGGGUCCUCUUCCCCGACAGCAGCCUCCCCUCCAGAGCCAUGCCUGCAUGCCUGCCAAGGACAGAAGAAGGGCUUUGGGGGAACUCUCAGAGACUUGAUGGCCAAGGUGGCACCGCUUUGAGCUUGCUGCUGUUGCUGCUUCUCCAUCUCCAAGUGCCUGCGCCGUUCGCCAUCCGGGCCUUCCUCUGCCAGCUUGACAAUGUCCGGGUCUGGUGAGGAAGGCGAGAGACCGGGCACUUACAGGGAGGGGGGCCUGGGCUCGGCUCAAGCAGACCCCAUCCCCCGAGUUCCACCAUCCAAGGCCAUGAAGACUAGAGCUUGAGAACCCAGAAGGAUCGUGGUGCUCCCUUCCGCCCUUGCCACGCACCAGAGGAGGCACAACGAGCGCCAAGGAAAGCAGCCUUCACAGCUUCCUCUUCCUCCACGAGAUCUUGUCUGGCUGCCAGCUUCGGCCCUGGGCAGCGAUGGGCACAAGGAGAGCAUCCCGUCCCGUCCGUCCCCCCCAGCGCCAGGCCACCCUGCUCUGCACCUGCCAAGUCUUGAUCUUAUUUAAUGGCCAUUUCAUAAAACUGUUUUCAAUCCAAUAAAAGCAUGUAGAUUAUUUUAA